AUGGUCGAAAUUCUUUUCCUUGGCCCAAAGUCUUCGGGAAAAUCAUUACUAAUUAAGAGAAUGCAAGCUCUUUCUGAAGACAAACGUAUUUCUCCAUUCGAUCAGAUCGCUCUUCCAAAACCAACAGAAGGAACCAACGCAAUUAACUUCAACUUCCGUGGAACGACAUUUGUUUUCAAAGAGCUUGGUGGAGAUCAGAUAGAAGAUUGGGAGCACCAUGCUAAAACGCCUAAAGCAAUCAUUUACGUGUUUGAUGCUGCAGAUUUAACAAUGACGGCAACAAAUAUCGUCUUUCUUCAAGAAUUACUAUCGUCUAAAGUUACUGAAGAUAAGCCCAUCUUAAUAGCGCUUUCAAAGUGUGAUAUACCGGAUUUCGUUCAUUUCAACGUUAUUGAUGAAAUUAUUGGCUUUGAUGCUUUCGACAAGAAGCGUAUAUCAUUCAUGGAAACGUCUGCUGUUGUUGGCGUUGGAUUGGAUACUAUUUUCGAAUGGAUUGCAGAUCAGAUGAAAUAA
Molecule: messenger RNA, 513 nt
Organism: Trichomonas vaginalis G3
Lineage: Eukaryota; Parabasalia; Trichomonadida; Trichomonadidae
Product: GTP binding
Exons: 1
Coding region: 1-513 (170 amino acids)
Molecular function (GO): GTP binding; GTPase activity
Source: RefSeq, a predicted model, not a curated record